Molecule: messenger RNA, 1098 nt
Organism: Fonsecaea pedrosoi CBS 271.37
Lineage: Eukaryota; Fungi; Ascomycota; Eurotiomycetes; Chaetothyriales; Herpotrichiellaceae
Exons: 2
Coding region: 1-1098 (365 amino acids)
Biological process (GO): regulation of transcription by RNA polymerase II; regulation of cyclin-dependent protein serine/threonine kinase activity
Cellular component (GO): transcription factor TFIIK complex; nucleus
Molecular function (GO): cyclin-dependent protein serine/threonine kinase regulator activity
Source: RefSeq, a predicted model, not a curated record
AUGAUCGAAGACGACGAGUACAGGGCGUCUUCCCAGUAUCGAUAUUGGUCAUACCCCGACGAAAAGCUCGCGCAAAUCCGCCAGAGGACGAAUCGGCGGGCAUCGGAGCGUGUCAGGGCGGCAAUUCGAAAGACGGGGGUUCCAACAUCAGGCUCGAGUGAGAACAACGAGAAUACAUCUGUUGAUCCCGCUCCUGGUGUCCCGACGCUCACCGCGCAGGAGGAGGUGAAGAUUGUGGAAUGGGCUUGUACCAAGAUUAUCGAUAUGGGAGAGGCUAUGAACCCGAGAAUCCCUUCCAGUGUUGUGGCUACCGCGAUUCAAUACCUCCGCCGCUUCUACCUCACACAUUCACCCAUGAUAUAUCACCCCAAACCGAUCAUGGUCUGCGCUCUAUAUCUAGCCACAAAGGCAGAUCACUUUUACAUGUCUCUUUCCAACUUCGUUUCGGAACUCGACAACGUGACCGAAGAAGAUGUCAAGGCGCCUGAAUUCCUUCUUCUGCAGGGUCUCCGAUUCACACUCGACGUGCGCCACCCUCUGAAAGGUCUUAUGGGUGGCCAUGCUGAGAUGAUGGCCAUGGUACAGGGGGGUCGGCCCGACAGCAAUAGUCCGAAAGCGACGAAGUUCACAUCGAAAAGAGUCGAUUCUGCUGCCGAUUUGGCAAAGGGACUCCUCACCAGAGCAACCCAGAUGACGGACGCAUAUUUCCUCUACACGCCCAGCCAGAUCUGGCUUGGCGCCAUGAUGGUGGCUGAUGGUGAGCUCACGCAAGCAUAUCUCGAACAGAAACUCAACGAUCUGCCCUUUGACGAUGUAACGGCGGCGGCGACGUUCAAACACAGAGUCUGGAGCACGAUUUCAGCAUGUGCGAAGCUGCUUGGUUCCUAUCAUUGCUCGCAGGAAGACUCAUCGGCGCAGCGGAAAGAGCUGACGCGGAUCCGCAAGAAAUUAGCCGUGUGCCACGAUCCAGAAAAAGUGGAUAUUGAUGCCGUCGUCAAGAUCAGCGCUGGGAGAUUGUCCGAAAAGAGGGAUAGCUACGGCAGUGACGCGGAGAAGGCGCUCAAGAAGCGUAAGGUUGCACGGAGCGAAGUUGAAUGA